Molecule: messenger RNA, 3958 nt
Organism: Megalops cyprinoides (Indo-Pacific tarpon)
Lineage: Eukaryota; Metazoa; Chordata; Actinopteri; Elopiformes; Megalopidae
Product: exportin-6-like
Exons: 24
Coding region: 292-3720 (1142 amino acids)
Biological process (GO): protein export from nucleus
Molecular function (GO): nuclear export signal receptor activity; small GTPase binding
Source: RefSeq, a predicted model, not a curated record
UAUUGUUUCCUGGUUUGUUUUUGUUCGGUUUUAGCAGUUCCUAAGUAGUUGGAUAGCAGACUGUUAUUGCAUUCGCCGCAGUCAGCGUUAUAGUGAAACAGCGACUGUAUGAAUAUAACUUAACGUUACCGCACUUAGCGUUAGCUGCUGUUUCAGCCGUUACAUAGUUCCGGAGUAUAACGGCAGUAAAGACCCCAAUGUAACGAGCACAGCAUGAUAAUCUUCGGGACUAUCCAACAGAUCAGGCGCAAAGAAUAAUUUCUAGCCAGUUCUGUUUCCUUAUAUCCGGGCAUGGCAUCGGAGGAGGUCUCGCUGCGUGCCCUGGAGAGUUUAAUGUCCGAGUUCUUUCACAGCUGUACCACCAAUGACCGCAAGAGAGAGAUUGAGGAGCUGUUGAACAACUUUGCUCAGCAGAUGGGAGCAUGGCGGUACUGUCUCCAUUUUCUCUCCAACACUCACAAUGAGUAUGUCAUGAUGUACAGUCUAACAGUGUUUGAGAACCUUAUCAACCAGAUGUGGCUGGGCGUGCCCUCCCAGGACAAGAUGGAGAUCCGCAGCUCCCUGCCCAAGCUGCUGUUGUCGAAGCACAAGGCCCUGCCCUACUUCGUCCGCAAUAAGCUGUGCAAGGUCAUCGUGGAUGUCGGCAGGCAGGACUGGCCCAUGUUCUACCGUGACUUCUUUACUAACAUUCUGCAGAUGAUCCAGUCUCCCACCUUGGCCCCGCUGGGUCUGAUCCUGCUUAAGACCACGUCAGAGGAGCUGGCGUGCCCCCGCGAGGACCUCAGCGCGACCCGCAAGGAGGAGCUGCGCAAGCUGCUGCUGGAGCAGGUGCCCACCGUGCUCAGCCUGCUGACCAGUAUUCUGGAAACAGUCUGGGAUAGACACACUGUUAUGACCGCCACCCCACCCCCUUCACCCACGUCAGGAGAAACUGGAGAGCUUCUGGGCAGUCUGCUCCAGGGUCCUUACCACUCGAAGCUGCUGUCCCAGCCCAUUCCCAUGUUGGACCAGGAAAGCCAGCAGCUCUGCUCCCUGGCACUGGAGUGCCUGGCACACCUCUUCAGCUGGAUCCCCCUCUCCACCAGCAUCACACCUUCACUGCUGACAAUCAUCUUCCACUUUGCCCGCUUUGGCUGCGAUCUCCACAAAGGCAAUACAGAUCUCUCCAACUACUCCUCUGACCCCACUUUUGGGAAGAACACAACACCUGCCUCGGGACCAAUCAAAGGCAGCACUCAGUUGCAGGGUGGCUCCCACGUCGACAGGGCACAGCUUGGAGUGCUGGCCAUGUCCUGCGUCAAUGAGCUCAUGUCCAAGAACUGUGUGCCCCAGGACUUUGAGGGCUACCUCCUCCGCAUGUUCCAGCAGGCCUUCUUCCUUCUUCAGAAGCUCACGCGGGAGAACAGUGGCCACGCCAUCAAGAGUCGGCUGGAGGAGCUUGAUGAAAGUUAUUUGGAGAAGUUCACAGAGUUCCUGCGGCUGUUUGUCAGCAUACAUUUGAGGCGGAUAGAGUCCAACGCACAGUUCCCUGUGGUGGAGUUUCUGGCGCUGCUGUUCAAGUACACUUUCCACCAGCCUACUCAUGAAGGUUACUUCCAUUGUCUUGAUAUUUGGAGCAUCUUCCUGGACUACCUGACCACUAAAAUUAAAAGCAGACUUGCUGACAGAAACAAUGUGUUGAACAGGUAUAAGGACGCCUUGGCUUUGCUCUUGCAUGAGGUUCUGAAUCGCAUCCAGUUUCGACAUAGCCAGGUCCUUCUGGAGGAACUGGACGAUGAGAUCCUGGAUGAUGAUCAACAGACAGAAUGGCAGCAGUACUUGCGUCAGAGUCUGGAGAUUGUUGCCAAGGUGAUGGAGCUGCUGCCCUCUCAUACUUUCUCAGCCCUGUAUCCAGUGCUGCAGGAGAACCUAGAUGUGUACCUGGGCCUGCAGCAGUUCAUUACAACCACAAGCACAGGUCGGAGGCUGAACGUCACAGCGGAGAACGACUGCCAGCAGCUGCACUGUGCACUCCGUGACCUGAGCUCUCUGCUGCAGGCGGUGGGGCGACUGGCCGAGUACUUCAUCGGGGACGUCUUCACCGCCCGCUUCAGUGAUGCGCUCACCGUGGUAGAGAGGCUCGCAGAAGUGAUAUGCUACAGCUCCCAGAUGAGCCUGUAUAACCUGGAGACAGCAUUGCCUUCUGUGCUGAAACCAGAUCUCAUUGAUGUUCAUGCCCAGUCCCUGGCAGCCCUGCAGGCCUACUCCCAUUGGCUGGCUCAGUUCUACAGCGAGAUGCACAGGCAGAAUCAGACCCAUUUCGUCAGCCUCAUCACCUCUGUUAUGGAUGCCAACACCCCCCUCAUCAGUGCCAAGGUCCCAGAGAAGCUACUGUUGCCAGCGUGUCGCCUCCUGGUGUCAAUGGCCACCACAGUGCGGCCUGUGUUCCUGGUGACUCUGCCUGCAGUGCAGAGCCUCUUCAAUCUUGUCACAGACAGCUCUGCUCGCAGGCUCCACCCAGAGGCCCAGGUACUGGUGUGCAGAGCCCUGUCCAACAUGCUCUUGCUGCCCUGGCCCAAUCUGCCGGAGAGUGAGCAGCAGUGGCAUGACCGCUCCACCAACCAUGCCAACCUGCUGGCAGCUCUCACCCGCCACUACCGCCUGCUGAGGGGCAAUGCCAACCCACAGCAUCGUCGCGUGGACCCGGGGGACAUGCUGCACCAGACUCUGCGGCUCCUGAAGGACAUCGUGGACAGCGUCUCGGGGGAGUCCACCAAGUCCCGGCAGAUCUGCUACCGGUCUGUGCAGGAGUCUGUCCAGGUCUCCCUGGCCCUGUUUCCCAUCUUUAUCCAUCAGCCAGAUGUGACGGAUGAGAUGCUGAGUUUCUUCCUCACUCUGUUCCAAAGCCUGAGGGUGCAAAUGGGAGUGCCCUUCUCAGAACAGAUUAUCCACACAUUCCUCAACAUGUUCACCAGGGAGCAGGUUGCGGAGAGUAUCCUACAGGAGGGCAGUGUAGGCUGCCGGGUAGUGGAGAAGUUCCUGAAGAUCCUGCAGGUGGUGGUGCAGGAGCCGGGCCAAGCCUUCAAACCCCUCCUUCCCAGCAUCCUCUCCCUCUGCAUGGAGCAGCUCUACCCUAUUUUGGCAGAGCGCUCAUCCCCAGACGUGAAGGCCGAGUUGUUUGAGCUGCUCUACCAGGUGUUGCAUCACAACUGGAGAUACUUCUUCAAGACGUCAGUGUUGGCCAGCGUGCAGAGGGACAUGCCUGAGGAGCUGAUGGAGAAUGAGGCCCAGUUCAUUGCUAUCAUGCAGGCUUUUGGACAGUCGUUUCUGCAGCCAGACAUUCACAUAUUCAAGCAGAACCUCUCCUAUCUGGAGUCGCUCAACAGCAAGCACAAGCUGUAUCACAAGAAGCUCUUCCUCAGCUCCAUGCUGUUCCACUUCAUCAACGUGCUGCUGCAGGUGCUGGUACACAGGAGCCACGACCUGCUGCAGGAUGAGAUCGCACUGGCUGUGUACAACAUGGCCUCCGUCCACUUCGACAGCUUCUACUCCUCCUUCCUCCCCGAGUUCCUCAACAGCUGCCAGGGCGUUGAUGCCAACCAGCGUGCCAUCUUGGGACGGAACUUCAAAAUGGAGCGGGACCUGCCCUCCUUCACUCAGAGUGUGCACAGACUGGUGAACGACUUGCGCUACUACAGGCUGUGCAAUGGCAGCCUGCCCUCAGGGACCGUCAAGCUAUAGCAGACUGCCCCCUCUGUGCCAUCACUUUAGCACAGGCUUGCUCUCCACCAAACUCCCUACUGCAUUCCCUGCCCCCAAACUUCUUGUCUGACUGCUCUCAUUCAAAGAGAAGAAGGGAGGGAAGGGGAGUUCCAAAGUGAUACCCCUAGAGCUCCAUGUUGUCCACAGGUGUAAGUCGAGCCCCCCCCUUCAGUUUUAUUGGGUUGAAUUUUUCAUUCUCUUUUAUUUUAUUUUAUUU